Messenger RNA from Rhineura floridana, 2083 nucleotides. It is a transcript of the gene LAP3, whose product is annotated as leucine aminopeptidase 3. The transcript has 13 exons. Lineage: Eukaryota; Metazoa; Chordata; Lepidosauria; Squamata; Rhineuridae. Gene Ontology annotation, cellular component: cytoplasm. The record is from RefSeq and is a predicted model, not a curated record. Gene Ontology annotation, molecular function: metalloaminopeptidase activity; manganese ion binding. The coding region runs from base 91 to 1716 and encodes 541 amino acids. Gene Ontology annotation, biological process: proteolysis.
GGGGAGGGAAGCGCCCGCCGAAGAGGUCGUCCCUCGAGGCGGGUCUUCUUCUCCUCCCAUCCCCGUGAUCCCUGCUGGGCGGAGGCGACCAUGCUUCUUUUGCCGCUGCUGGCGAGGGGAAGGCUCCUCCUCCUCCUCCGCAGCAACGAGCUCUCCGUCCCAAUGGCCGCCUUAUCGUGCACCUCCGCGGCCUCCCGCGCCCGCAAGAGCCCCGCGGGGAAGCAGGGCCUUGUCUUGGGACUCUUUGCCAGUGAGAAAGAAGAAGGAGAUCCCCAGUUUACCAAUGCAGGAGAUGCUUUUGACAAAGUUGUAUCUGGGAAGCUCAGAGAGUUGUUGGCAAUUUCAGGGCCUCCACUGAAGAAAGGAAAGACCCGCAUCUUCCAUGGCUUGCAUCAGGACUUUUCAAGCAUAGUAGUUGUUGGCCUGGGUAAGAAGGCAGUAGGAGUGGAUGAACUAGAAAACUGGAAUGAAGACAAAGAAAACAUACGGGCAGCUGUUGCAGCUGGAUGCAGGCAGGUUCAGGAUCUGGAGGUCCCUUGUGUGGAAGUUGACCCUUGUGGAGAUGCUCAGGCUGCAGCUGAAGGAGCCAUCCUUGGACUCUUUGAAUAUGAUGAACUGAAACAAAAAAAGAAACCAGUGGUUGACGUUCAGCUACAUGGGAGCAACGGCGUGGACGCGUGGCAAAAAGGCCUUAUCUACGCAAAGGGACAGAACUUGGCCCGAUCCCUAAUGGAGGGUCCAGCCAACUAUAUCACACCUACCAAAUUUGCUGAAAUUAUUGAAGAGAGACUGAGAGGUGUCAGUAGCAACGUGACUGUUCAUAAAAGAGAUAAAUGCUGGAUAGAAACACAAGAGAUGGGAUCAUUCUUGAGUGUUGCAAAAGGCUCUGAUGAACCACCAGUCUUUUUGGAGGUUCAUUAUAAGGGCAGCAGUGAUGCCAAUGAACGUCCACUAGUAUUUGUUGGGAAAGGAAUUACUUUUGAUAGUGGUGGCAUUUCCAUUAAGCCGUCUGCCAAUAUGGAUGCCAUGAGGGCCGAUAUGGGAGGAGCAGCCACCAUCUGUUCAGCCAUCGUGACAGCUGCGGAACUAAAGCUGCCCAUUAAUAUAAUAGGUUUGACACCCCUUUGUGAAAACAUGCCCAGUGGGAAGGCAAACAAACCUGGAGAUGUUGUAAAGGCCAAGAAUGGGAAAACAAUUCAGGUUGACAACACAGAUGCAGAAGGAAGGUUGGUGUUGGCUGAUGCUCUGUGCUAUGCACACAGUUUUAAUCCAAGGGCCAUUGUAGAUGCUGCUACAUUAACAGGUGCCAUGGAUAUAGCACUAGGAUCUGCAGCCACUGGGGUUUUUACCAAUUCACGCCAGCUGUGGAACCAUCUCUACGAGGUAACUUUACAGCACAGAUCAACAGAGGCUAGCAUCCUGACAGGAGACCGCGUUUGGAGGAUGCCUCUCUUUGAACAUUAUACAAAGCAGAUCACAGACUGUCAGCUUGCAGACCUUAACAACAUUGGAAAAUAUAGAUCUGGUGGUGCAUGUACAGCUGCUGCAUUCCUGAAAGAAUUUGUGACCGUCCCUCACUGGGCUCAUUUAGAUAUUGCAGGUGUGAUGUCAAAUAAAGAUGAGGUUCCAUACCUCCGUAAAGGCAUGGCAGGACGGCCCACAAGGACUCUUGUAGAGUUUGCUACUCGACUGAGCCAAGACAAGCAAAGCAUUUAGAAAAUAGUUAGAUGUGAAGUUAUAGAAACUCCUAGCCUUAAAAUCAGUUUGACUUAUUUCAGAAUUGCUGAGGCAAUGAGCUAAUGUUCCAGUGAGUGUACUAAUAAAAUAGAACAGAAAGAAUAUCCACAACAUGGAAUUUUCUGCAUAUUUAAAAAUACAAUGAUGGACUAUAAAUUCAUUUCGUAAAAGUUUCUUACUGAUCAAGGAUCUCUUAUUCUUCCCUUUUUUAUUCUACUGAUGAACAGAUAUCCAAAAAGUGUGUUUAUACAUUUAAUAGUGAAGGACAAUUGAACAAUCAGGUUUUGCAACUCGGAUUGAAUUGAAGUUAUUGUCACAAGCAAUAAAUAUAAAUUUCUACACUUUC